Penicillium verrucosum is the source of this 2016-nucleotide messenger RNA. RefSeq names its product acetoacetyl-CoA synthase. Bases 1 to 2016 code for a protein of 671 amino acids. The record is from RefSeq and is a predicted model, not a curated record. NCBI's taxonomy places the organism in Eukaryota, Fungi, Ascomycota, Eurotiomycetes, Eurotiales, Aspergillaceae. Gene Ontology annotation, biological process: lipid metabolic process. The transcript has 6 exons. Gene Ontology annotation, cellular component: cytosol. Gene Ontology annotation, molecular function: acetoacetate-CoA ligase activity.
AUGACAUCCCUUCCACGUAAGAUAUGGGAACAUCCAGCCCCAGAGUCGACCCAGAUGGGUCACUUCCAGCAAGACCUAGAGAAAUCCACCGGACGCAAGUUCGACUCUUUCCAUGAGAUGUACCUGUAUUCAGUCAAGAACCGUUCGGCAUUCUGGGAAUUCUGCUGGAAAUACUUCCAACUGAUCCACGAGGGCUCCUACACCAAGGUAGUCGAUGAAUGCGCUCGGAUGGACAGCGUGCCAGAAUGGUUCACCGGCGUACGUCUGAACUUCGCCGAAAACUUACUUUUCUCGCGCGUUGCUGGCGACAAAACAGACAAGGAAGACGACAAGAUUGCCGUGAGCGAAGUGCGAGAAGGCGCGGCGCAUGAAGUUGUCCAUCUUACGUGGGGUGAGCUCCGACGACGGACUGGAACGCUGGUCCAGGCUAUGAAGGCCCAUGGGGUUGUUCGGGGUGAUCGUAUUGCUCUCUGUGCAGCAAAUAGCAUUGAUACGCUUCUUGUGUUCCUGGCGUCCACGGCUCUGGGAGCUAUCUUCUCGUCCAGUUCUACGGAUAUGGGUACUAAGGGUAUUCUGGAUAGACUGCUUCAGAUCAAGCCUCGUUGGCUGUUUAUGGACGACUUGGCUGUUUACAGUGGGAAGAACAUUGACUUGCGACCGAAGAUUGGGGAAAUUGUUCAAGGCAUGGAGUCUGAUACUGAAUUCGAUGGGGUCAUCGUACUACCUCGAUUCUCUUCGCGGCCGGCGGAUAUCAGCUCCAUUCCUAGGACUAAGACUCUGGCGGAGUAUCUCGCAAAGGCGGGCGGCAACGAGAAACUUGAAUUUGAAAGAGUUGGAUUCCGUGAUCCUUUCUUGGUGGUUUACUCGUCUGGCACGACAGGGCAGCCGAAGUGUAUCGUCCAUUCUGUGGGUGGUGUGCUUCUAAACUCCAUGAAGGAGGGCAUAUUGCAUACCGAGUUCGGGCCUGAUUCUGUCGCCUUGCAAUACACAACCACUGGAUGGAUUAUGUAUAUGUGUGCCGUACAGACUUUGCUCUUUGGUGCGCGGGUGGUGCUAUAUGAUGGAAGCCCAUUUAUUCCUGGCAUCACUGCUUUGGUUGAUCUUGCAGCCCAGGAGAAGGUGACCCAUCUUGGAAUAUCACCCCGGUGGCUGCAUGAGUUACAGCAGGCCAAGAUCAAGCCCCGUGAGAAAGUUGACCUCAGCUCUUUACAGGUUGUUACAAGCACUGGUAUGGUGCUGCGGGAUGCAUUGUUUGAGUGGUUCUACGAUGAAGGGUUCCCAUCCCAUGUUCGCCUGAAUAAUAUUUCUGGCGGCACUGAUAUCGCAGGAUGUUUUGGAAUCGGCAACCCUCUUGCCCCCCUGUAUGUUGGCGGAUGGGGCGACGGAAUCAAGGGUGAGCCUGUGGAGGAGGGUAUUCCGGGCGAAUUAGUCGCCACGUCUGCUUUUCCCAACAUGCCCACCAUGUUGUGGGGUGACGAGGGCGGCAAGAAGUACCACGAUGCGUAUUUUGGGAGAUUCGAUAGUGUGUGGACACAUGGCGACUUCGUUUCCAUCCAUCCAAUCACAAAACAGAUCAUGUUUCACGGACGCGCCGAUGGGGUCCUCAACCCAUCGGGUGUGCGGUUUGGAUCGGCCGAGAUCUAUCGGGUACUCGAGGGUCAAUUUUCGAAAGAGAUUGUUGACUCCAUAUGUGUUGGUCAGCGACGACCAACAGAUAUAGACGAGCGAGUCAUGCUCUUUUUGCUCCUGAAACCAGGGGUAGCGUUUACGCCGGACUUGGUUGCACGAGUGAAAAGCGCGAUCCGUACAGAGCUGAGCCCCCGCCAUGUGCCGAUGUUCACGUUCGAGACACCCGAAAUCCCGACCACAGUCAACCUCAAGAAGGUGGAACUUCCUGUGAAGCAGAUUGUUUCGGGAAAAAUCAUUAAGCCAUCGGGGACACUUCUCAACCCGAAGUGCUUAGACUUCUACUAUCAAUUCGCCAAAGUGGAAACCUUGCGCCAGAGCAAGCUCUGA